AUGGAACUACCGAAAAAGCCGAGGUCGUUCAAAAAGGGCCGCGACGACCGGGUGGGACUGACGGCGCUCGGAGCGGACCCCGAAAAGGCACGCCAGGACCAGCUAGACCUGCUGCACCAGGUCACCAACGCCAAAGACGUGGAGGGAUACAGAUACCUGCGAAACCUGGACCUGAAUGUGGGCUCGUCUGGAUUUGCCACGUGGUACAUGAUCUCGUCGUCGUUUCCGCUGAUUGCAGCUGCUAUAGGCCCGCUGGCCAACAUGUGCGCCAUUGCUGCCCUCACAGAACCGUGGCUUUACUACCCGAGCCACAGUUACCCUAAGGACAAUGGAGGCACCAAAUACGACACUAUCGGCGACAAGCCGUGGGUCACCGCUCUGAACGCGGUGUCACUACUCAUGGGCGUCAUGUCAAACCUGUCGCUGCUCAUGAACUUUGCCGGAAGAAUCAACUACACAUUUUCCCAGGUGUUCAGUAUAGGCGGGUUCUUCAGUGCUGGAGUCAUUCUCAUGGCUCUGACCAUGAUCUGCAAGUACGUGCUGCUCAACGACGAGCUGGGACUCACGUCAUCCUAUUGGCAUGCCGUUCUGACUGCCGCGUGCUACUUUGCGGCCUCGUUGCUGCUGUUCAUCAACGAAAUCGGACAUCUCAAGGGCUACUACGGAGCCACCUUCAAUCUUAGCAAGGCCCAGCGAAGUCUCAUGUUGCAGAACAUUGCGCUGGUGGUCUGGAUCGCCUCGGGAGCAGGUCUGUUCCAGUACCUCAUGGAUCUCAGUUACCCUGAUGCUCUGUACUUGUGUCAGGUGUCUCUACUGACAAUUGGUCUGGGCGAUCUGCAUCCUCUGCGGGUCGUCAGUCGGGCUCUCAUGAUCCCCUUUGCGCUAAUUGGUACGCUCAUGCUGGGUCUUAUCAUCGCGUCCAUUCGAAGCAUGAUUCUGACGUCUUCCUCAGAGACUCUCACCUGGAACUACGCCGAGCGGAGCCGAAAGAAGGAAAUGCGCAAUCUCAAGGACAGCAGCAGCACGUACAACGAGCGAGAUGGCUUUGACAAGAUGCGCGAGUUCCACCAAAAGGCCGAGAGCUACCGAACAUGGCUGCACUUAUUUUUUGCAGGAGUCAUCUUCGCGGGCUUUCUCACCCUCGGGGCGCUGUGCUUCUAUCUUGUGGAGGAGGACUGGACCUACUUUGACGGCAUCUACUUUUGCUGCCUGUGUCUGUUGACUAUUGGUUAUGGAGAUCCUGCUCCGAAUUCUACCGUGGGUCGCUCCUUCUUCAUUGUCUGGUCCAUGGCAGCCGUGCCCAUGAUGACGAUUCUCAUUUCGUCCAUGGGCGAUACCAUCAUUCGCAAGGUGAUGGAGAUGUCUGAUCGACUGGGAGACUGGGCGUUGGAGUUCCAUGGCUUUGGGCUGCCUCGAGUGAGCACCAGAAGCCAGGAAGCCAUGAAUGACGCCACAUCAGCCACUGCAGUGGCCGGGGAUGGUGACUCGGAGUCGCCCCCAGGCUUCCAUCAUCGUGCCAUGUCUCUUUUCAAGUACACCAGGAGGAAUACCAACGGCGGCAACGGCAACGGCAACGGCAACGACAACGACAAUAACGGCAAUAACAAUGGUGAUAACGACAAAGAAAAUCCCGGAUCUACAUCUUCAGACGCGGACAGUAUAUGUGACAAGGUGCCGGAGCCCGUGGACAACUUUCCCACUGGAGAUUACCUGCAGGAUCUCAGCAGUACGAUUGUGGAGCUGACUCUGGCUCUACAGCGCACCUUCAACAAAGAGGUCAACGAGCCUCAUUACAAGUACUCGUUUGACGAGUGGAAGCGCAUGCUCAAGCUGUGUUCUCGUCUUCUUUACCUGCGCAACCCCGAGGCGUUCAGAAAGAAGAAAAUGUCGCCGGACGAACGGGCCGACAAGGUCAUGCAGGGCGACACCGAGGGCGACUCGGAGAUCGAGGAGGAGAUUUGCUCCAUCACUUCGAUUCUGCAGGAUGAUCAGAACGAGCAGGCCAAGGAAACAAUGGAGAAGGAGGGGCUGCCUAUUCCGCCCAACAUGCAGAACUCCAGCGCUCCCGGAAUGAACAGUGUCAACAGUGUCGGGGACAUUAUCAACGCUAGUCGGAACAACCUGAGGAAUCCGGACGGCCGUGAGCCCGAAAUCAAGUUCCAGGAGCCGCAGAAACAGGCCAAAGACUCUGACCAACACCAUACGAAGAACAACCCUCUACCCACUGCUGAUCCGGAGAAGCUUCACGAGGCCCGUGAGCACGUGGACAAGCAUGUUUCCGAGAUUCUGCCUCACUACUGGCUAUCGGACCUGUCUCCUUUGCGGUUCCCCGUGCGAGAGGUGCGGAUUUUCAACAAAAAGUAUCUCAAUACGCUCGAGGCUGUUGCUCUGUUGAUGAAGAAGGCGCUGGAGGAUGCUGAGAGGGGUUGA
Molecule: messenger RNA, 2430 nt
Organism: Yarrowia lipolytica CLIB122
Lineage: Eukaryota; Fungi; Ascomycota; Dipodascomycetes; Dipodascales
Biological process (GO): stabilization of membrane potential; potassium ion transmembrane transport
Cellular component (GO): plasma membrane
Molecular function (GO): outward rectifier potassium channel activity; potassium ion leak channel activity
Source: RefSeq, a predicted model, not a curated record